GCUGGUCGAAUUCACAAAGUCAUCGGUCACACUGGCAGCCAGCAGCACAAUAAAUUUUUUGUUUUAUCAACCGAUUGCGACGAAAAUCCCGAUAUCCAGAGCAGAUAAACGAUGCUGCAGCGCUAGGCCGUUAAAUCGAAGCAUUUAGGCAACCAGCCAGACUUUUACACAUUUCUACAAAUAUUCCAAAACUGGGAGGGAUUUUCCUGGGGCACACAACACGCCACGCACCACAUACAACACCUGCCCACAUAAGAACGAUCCAGGCAUCCAGCGCGCGGAAUAUAAAAUUCAAUUGGAUUCGCAAAGCAUUUGGAACCGCCUGCUAUGCUGUUUCAUCUUCGCUCCUUUGUUCGCCAGAAAACAACGACAAACACCUGCUGAAAACUGUAGAUCGCUAACAACCCAGAGAUCCGAGAACUUCAUUCACAGAAGCAAAAGCCCCAGUCAAAAACAGAAACCCGCUUCAAGAUGGCCAUACCGCCACCACCGGGACCACCGCCGCCGCCAGGACCUCCACCGCCUCCGGCGAUGGGUGGUCUCAAAUUGGGCGGCGGAGGAGGAGGGGCAGACAUGCGAUCUGCCCUGCUCAGCUCGAUCCAGAAGGGAACCAAGCUGAAGAAGACCACCACGGUGGACAAGAGUGGACCGGCGCUGUCUGGCAAGGUUUGUGGAGGAGAUGGCGGCGGAGGAGUCGGCGCCAAGCGGACCCUUAACAACAACAACAACAACAACAACACCAGCACCAGCAACCACAAUAAUAGCGGCAGCGGCAGCAGCAAUGGCCUUGGCAAUGGAACCCCCAAACUGGGAGGCCUGUUCGAAGGCCUCUCGCAAAUGCCAAAGCUGAAGCCCGUGAACGGCAUUCGCGCCGCACCAUCCAGCGGUUCAGCAGCGGCGACAACGACAUCGAGGUCCACAACGAACUCGGCGACCCAGCAGCGGAGCAAUAGUCCCCCGUCCGCGGCGACCGCCUCGAAUGCCAGCAGCGGACCCCUGGACUUCAACACGGAGCUCACCAAGCAUUUAACGCUGAAGCGCCAGAAACAGCAGCAGAAUCAGCCACAGCCGCCGGCAAGCAACACACAUAUCAACGCAACAGAAGCAAAUCUGAGAACAAAUCGGGGACCACCACCACAACCGCCGAAGCCAGCCAGCUCGAGUGAUUCGAUCUUGGAGCGCAUGAACAUCCCCCGCACAGCGCCGACGCCCCCCUUCGCCGCCAGUUCGAGUGUCAAAGCGGCGUCGCCCACGCUCUCGGACAGCGGCAGCAGCGGGAGUGGGAGUGGAGGUGGAAGCGUCAAGAGCAAGGCGGCCAACCUGAAUAUCUCGUUAGGCAAUAGUUUUGUAAAUAGUUCGAAAACAACCACGAGUGCCUCGACCACGUCGCUGAACUCCAGUCAAACGUCAUCGACGGGAUCGCUGCGCAGUCUGGCGCCCAACAAGUCCACAUUGUUCGGCGGCAGCGGUGGUUCUAGUUCCGGGUCAGUUUCUGGUGGUGGUUAUGCAUCCGUGCAGAAGUCCUCGCCGCCCUCGACGGCCGACAGCACGCCAUCGGUCACACCCACACCGCCCGCGCUGCAUCAGCCCACGAAGCCGGCCAUCAGCUUUGGCAAGCCCAAUUUCGCCCCGAAGCCACCGGGUCUGAACCAACUGGCGCUGGCCAACGGACAGCAGCGGCCGGCGGUGACCAGGCACCACAGCAUGAAGUCGCCCAGAUCUCCGCCCGCUGCUGGCAGCCUCAACGGUCCCGUGUUUCCCACCCAGCAGCACUUGGGCACCCUGCGUGGCCCACUGCAGUUCCACAGCGGCGAGUCCGGCGGCCACAACACCAGCGCCGGCAGCAUGCGAUGUGCCCCCAACCCGCCAAAGUCUCGCCCAUCGGUUAAACCCCCGCCACCGCCCACGCCGGCCCGCAGCUUCUCCAACAGCAACCUAAACAACAUCGGCGGAUCGGCGCCGUUCAGUGCGGUGAACACGACUCUGGUCCAGAGCUCGGCCAUGACCACGCAGGCCCCAUCGCCGCCCAUCACGCAGCCGCCCUCCUCCUCCAGCAGCAGCAGCAGCGUGGCCGCCCUCCGCGACCAGUUCCGCGGGGGCGCAGCAAUGUCCAAUGGGGCACCAUCGCCCCCACUUCCGCCGACGCCUGCCCCCACCUCCAGCUCAUCCUCGGCCACCGCCAGUCCCAAGUCGCUGCUGCGCGACAAUGUGAAACCAAUUAUCCUCAACGGAGGUCCUCUCAAUCCGCCAGCGCCGCCACCACAUCGCAGCUGCCCACCUCCGCCGCCUCCACAGCGACAGUCGAGCAAUGACCAAGUGAGGCGCUGGAUGUGCAAGACGCUGGGCUCGAUAAGGCAGAUAGUCCGCCAAGAACGCCAAGGGAAGCACGGAGGCCAGCCAGUCAAGGUUAUCAAAAUGCUGAUGCUUAACAGCAAGCGCAACGGUGGCUCCGGAUCGGGAUCAGCGCCAGUUCCACCGCAGCGACACUCGUCGAUUAGGCCUAAUGCUCCGUCGACGCCACCCACGCACAUGGCCAACUCCUCGCACCAGUUUGGCAGCAGCUCGGGAUUGUCGUCGGGAUCCGGAUCCGGAUCAGGAUCGGGAUCGGGAGCAGCAGGAGCUGGAGCUGGAGCUGGGGCCAGCGUGGGUCGCCUGGUCAACGAUUUGGAGACGAAGUUUGGCAAGCGAUUCCACAACGUCACCGAGUUCCCCAAGCCGCCGCCGUUUCUAAACAUACACAAAGUGUAUCCUAGUCGCACGUUUAAGGCCACCAACGCGCCCGGAAACAGCAAUGUGAACAACAACAACACCGCUGUGGCCAGCAACAAUAAUGCGACCACGAAUCCCAAUCCUGGAGGUUCGGGAGGAGCAGCUCCUCCAGUGCUGAAGCCGGCCUAUGCACCAUUGAAGAAGCACCGGGCUCCGGCACCACCUCCUCAAGCGGGCGUGGCCGCCGCCACGGUGUCAGUUAUCCGGCAGUCGAGUUUCCUCUACGGCGGAGCAGCAGGUGGUUCCGGUGGCUCUUCCGGCAUACGACCACAAUCCCAGCCGGCGGGGAUCGGACCACGGAACUCCACCGUCUACUGAUCCGAACGAGGCGGCUAAUGGACACAGGGCAGUGUAUUUGAUUUGUAUAUAAGUGUGCAAGUGGAGAAUGUUGUUGUGUUGUGUGCGGGUGUGUUAUGUGCCACAGGCAAUUGUUCAAAAGUGCUUAGAAUAAACCGAACACAAUGGCACACUGAAAACGCGAAGGAAAAGCUUGUUGAAGGCAAAGGCAGGCACAGUCAAUAAAAAAUCCCCAAAAUUCGUUGGCGUCUUCCCAGGCUGCACUUAAAUAGUUAAAGCAGACAAUGAAUUAAACCCCAAUCAAAAAUUGUAUAUAGAACUAGCACCGAGUUAGUGAAAUUAUCAGCAGCAUCUAUACCUUUUGUACGCGGGUGUAAAUGAUUGUAUGUACUUUUAGGGGCGCGCCUCUUUGCAUAAAUAUCUUACUAGACUGAACAUGUUAAAAAGCCCAAAAGCAACAAUUAAUUAAUGUAAUCAUAUACGAUAUUUAGCAUCGAUUAAUGUACGACUUAAUCCCCUAGAGCAAUACACACACACAAGAGAAAUAUGUUAACAAUGCAUAUUAAUAUUGAAGCACAACCGAGAGCAUUUCAACGAAACUCGCCACAUUCCAUUUUUCGAUUUCUCAAUUUCUUGAGUUCGUGUGAUAAUCUCCAGAGUAUUAGGGUAUUUAUCUGUCAUCUGUGGUUCGGUAAACGUUUGUUAAACUCCUUUUUGGGCGAUCACUAAAGUGAAGUGAAUAUAAAACACACACAUUAAUAUUAUUGUUCUUAUUAUUAAAUUCAAUCAUUGUUGUUGGACUUGGUGUCAUUAGAAGUAUUAUUCAGCAAUUGCAUAACAUUUUAUUCCGAGUCAAAACCAUUGCAGUUAUAAAUAAAAUUACAAAGUCAUUCAAAAA
Drosophila gunungcola (fruit fly) is the source of this 3964-nucleotide messenger RNA. It is a transcript of the gene Vrp1, whose product is annotated as WAS/WASL-interacting protein family member 1. Gene Ontology annotation, molecular function: actin binding; microtubule binding. Lineage: Eukaryota; Metazoa; Arthropoda; Insecta; Diptera; Drosophilidae. The record is from RefSeq and is a predicted model, not a curated record. Bases 472 to 3087 code for a protein of 871 amino acids. The transcript is spliced from 11 exons. Gene Ontology annotation, cellular component: actin filament; cytoplasm. Gene Ontology annotation, biological process: actin filament polymerization.